Colletotrichum chrysophilum is the source of this 849-nucleotide messenger RNA. RefSeq lists its product as uncharacterized. The record is from RefSeq and is a predicted model, not a curated record. Bases 1 to 849 code for a protein of 282 amino acids. Lineage: Eukaryota; Fungi; Ascomycota; Sordariomycetes; Glomerellales; Glomerellaceae. The transcript has a single exon.
AUGGCGGCGAACAACGUUGGCCACCGCGUCUUCCUCUUCGACGCCCUUCCCGAGUCGAUUCGCCGCCAAAUCUUUAACGAGGCGAAUAUCGGUCGUCUUGUCGGUGUCGCGCCUCGCCGCGACCUCAAUGCCCCUCGUAAGCAGAGCAUCCUCACCCGCAUUUGCAAGGAGAGCCGUCGGGUCUUCAGCAUCCAUGCCUUUCGGCUUUACGACUCCAUCUUUCCCUUCGUACUGAUCGGGUCUGAAGAGGAGCCCGACUGGGUUUACAUCAACCCUCACCUAGACGUCCUCUAUCUUGGAUAUGAGACCGUCUCCGGCGAGUGGAACCUGAUCGAGCCGCCCAAGUCGCACUCUCUCAUCACCGGCCUCAAGCGCGUCUGGCUUCAUUACUUCGAUGUCCCCCCCGUGGUUGGCUACACCUCUUUCGAGUUCGACCCUACCAUGCCCGCCGUCGAGAUCGACGUGACCCGCCUCAUCUACAAGAACCUCGAGCGCGUCACCAUCACCAGUGAGAGUGUCGCUCCCUCCAUCGUCGAGGAGCUUAACGGCUACACCGACUUCAAGUUCAUCUACCACGUCGAGACCAACACCGUUCUCGUCUCCCAGGGCACCAUCCCUGAGGAUGCCAUCAUCGAUGAGCGAACUCAACGUCACCUGUCCGGCGAUGAUGUCUUCAAGGUCGAGGUCCUCUUCGACCGCAAGCCCGAUCUCGUCCACGACACCACUGAGUGGCAGACAAUCAACAACGGCGACACUCAUGCUGCCGCCUUCGACAAGGCCUCCGAGCCGGUUCAGUUCGUCUGGACAUUCUCUGCGGAGUACCUUCUGAAGCGUCUCGUCCGCAACUAG